This is a messenger RNA of Erpetoichthys calabaricus (reedfish), 1957 nucleotides long. RefSeq names its product heparan sulfate glucosamine 3-O-sulfotransferase 1-like. NCBI's taxonomy places the organism in Eukaryota, Metazoa, Chordata, Cladistia, Polypteriformes, Polypteridae. The coding region runs from base 671 to 1624 and encodes 317 amino acids. The record is from RefSeq and is a predicted model, not a curated record. Gene Ontology annotation, molecular function: [heparan sulfate]-glucosamine 3-sulfotransferase activity. The transcript has 2 exons.
UGUAAUCGUUUCGGUGCGGCUCGGCUCACAGAUCACAGCGCAGCACUUAGAUGUAAAGACUGAUCCCUAACCUCCACCCCCUCCUCCAAAUAACCCGACGCAAGAAUGAAAAGCCAGCUCUUCCGAAAAUGAUUCUCGCAUCACACUAAUCUACCUGAUCACCUGACGCGACUCCUCCUAUUGCCCAUGUAACUGAGCGCUGGAUAUGGAAGCUUUGCAUUCGAACGGGUGCUGAGGUGGCCAAUUCGGUCCCGUGCACUUUGGGAAUAGGAUGGAGUAAAAGUAAGGUCCGUUAGAGAAGCGGAAAGAAAGAGAAGAAAGGUCCUCACCCUGCCUCGUCCCAAAUCUGUAUUAAUUAAUAAUGAAGAAGCCGAUGCUACUGGAGCGCUUCAGUCGGAAAAGACUCAUGCCUUAACGUUGUAAGAUCCCUGUAAAUUUGGCUUGAAAAGUGAACGCUUUAACGGCAAGAUGAUGGAGGCGUCCAGAAAUUCCUUCAAAGCCCUCAGCCUUAUUAAAGAUGUACAUCAAACUUGCGUCUCCCUUUCAACUUCCACAAAUGUUCCAGCAGAUGCUAGUUCAAGAUUUCCUGCUCAGAUGGCUUGAUAUCAGAGGCUCGACAGGAGCGGCAUCAUAAAUAUCCCUCUUUUAGGUUUUUGCUGGUUCGUGCUGUAUGAUCCUCAUGGCCUUUCUACUGGUAUCUGCAUUUUUCCUGGCAGCACAGACACAUGGUGCUCCAAAAGAAUAUUCUCAGCAGGGAGAAGGGGUAGUGCUGGAGACGCUUAAAUUGGAAAUUGGAUUAGCGAGUAAUGAAACUGAGAAUUACUCCUCUCAGGUUAAACCUCCAGGAACUAACAGGAGAAUUCCUCAAAGCAUUAUUAUUGGUGUGCGCAAAGGUGGAACUAGAGCUCUGCUGGAAAUGUUGGACAUUCACCCAGAGAUAGUAGUGGCUGCAACUGAAGUCCACUUUUUUGACUGGGAUGAGAACUAUGUAAAAGGAUAUGACUGGUACAGGAAUCUGAUGCCUUUUUCCUAUGAACACCAAAUCACUGUUGAGAAAACCCCUGGAUAUUUUACAUCAUCACUGGCCCCAGAAAGAAUUCAUGGGAUGAACAGCUCUAUCAAGCUGUUACUGAUUCUGAGGGAUCCUACGGAAAGAGUUAUAUCGGACUAUACUCAGGUUUACUACAAUCGGCUGGAGAGUCACAAGCCUGUUCAAGUGAUUGAAGAUAUUGUCAUAAGAAAUGGAGCUCUCAAUACAAAAUAUAAGGCCAUUCAGAGGAGUCUGUAUGAUGUCCAUAUGGCUAACUGGCUGAAGUUUUUUUCUUUGGAACAGAUACAUAUAGUAGAUGGUGACACUUUGAUAAAAGAUCCUCUACCAGAGUUACAAAAAGUUGAAAGGUUUCUUAAUCUACCCCCAAGAAUAAUGUCUACUAACUUUUAUUUUAAUCAGACAAAAGGUUUCUACUGUAUUCGCAGUGAUGGGAGGGAAAGAUGUUUGCAUGAAUCUAAAGGUCGUCCUCAUCCAGUUGUAAACAGCACUGUGCUGGAACAGCUUCAUGCCUACUUCAAAGACCACAACCAGAAUUUUUACAGAAUGGUAAAUCGUUCCUUUAACUGGCAUUAAAUAUCAGUCCUGACACUGCUUUCCUCUUCAUCUCAUAUGCAUUGAAGGGCAGAGCAGCAACGCUGCCAAAGGAAAGCGCUUUUCUCACAGUGACAAACCAGUAUUUAGUUUACCUGCUACUUUUCCUUCUUUUUUUUCUUAGAAGAUGCCUUUACAACACAUUGUUUUUACAGAAAAAUGUUAGAAACAGAAACAGUAGCUAGGGGAAGAAAAGUCUGAAAAUGAACUAAGGUAACUGUAUGUUAAUAUGCUAAUUGUAUAUAACUUUGUGAAGCUCAUUGAACUUUUUUGUCUUAAUACUUGUUCUUAAAUAAAUGGUACUGCUUUGACUUU